This is a messenger RNA of Hydra vulgaris (swiftwater hydra), 3529 nucleotides long. RefSeq lists its product as uncharacterized. The record is from RefSeq and is a predicted model, not a curated record. NCBI's taxonomy places the organism in Eukaryota, Metazoa, Cnidaria, Hydrozoa, Anthoathecata, Hydridae.
AAAGCAAUAAAAAACCGGUAGUCAACCCCCGCAUUAAUCUUUAAAUUAUUGUUUUGAAUUUUAUUAUAAAAUUCAAAACAUGUAAAAUUAAAAAAAUAGUGUAGCAGUAAGUUUUGUAUUGCUAUGGCAUCUGUGUAUCGUCCAUCGAAGUUAGAGUGAUUUUCAGCAAUAAGAAAAUUGACAACAAAUGCAAGAAUUGGGAGAAACUUUUAGUUUUGGAAAGUGCUGUUUAUAAAAAAAGUUAUGUCCUAAUCAAAUUAUUAUAUCAAAACUGUCUAGAAGAUGAUAAUUCGUUAUUGUUUAGAAACAAAAUGGACUUUGUAUGUAAAGUUCAAUACUUUGUUAAAAAUGUAAAGAAAACUUUUAUAUUCAUCAGGAAUCAUUGAAGAAUCAGGACUCUUUGAGCACUAAAAGGAAGUAUUUAAUUCCCCAUUAUAAGAGAAAAAAUAAUACAUUAUACACUAAAAACAAAAAAAAAUUGUUAUAUAGUCAAGGUUUUUAAUUCGAUUGAAAAAAUAGAAUUUUUUUUUUAUGUAUCAUGAUUGUUUACAACAAGAACCACUUUAUAUACCUAGAAAGUUCAGAAGCGAUAACUUCCAUUGUAUGUCAACCGAUGAAGAAAAUGCCAUUAAAAAGUUUGAUUUACAGCGCCUCAAAUCGGAAUGCAAAAUUCUUUCAAUAAGAAGAGAUAAUUUUCUUACAUCAUUAAACAACGUAGAUGCUGAAGUGACAAAUUUUAUCAAUAAACAUACAAAGUGUGAAGGUCUUAAAGAAAAAUUGAUUCUCCGAUAUGAAGAAUGUAAAAAUGAAGAUAAAGAUCGCAUAGAUAUUAAAUGGGCAAAAAAAACCCAUUUCUACUAAAUCUGCUUUUCAUAAAGAUCGUUUAUAUAUAAAUUUAAAGAGUUCAAAAAAUGUCAUUGAAAAAGAAAACAGCUACAAUGUUGAAAAUGUUUUAUCAAAUGAUAUUAGUAAUGAUAACCAUAUAUCAGAAAGUUUAUCUUCAAAAAACUGGAUAAACACAAUACCAAAAAAAUACAACCUAAGGUCGUCAUUUUAUCCACCAAGCACCUGACCACUUCCCAAAUAACACUUCUGACAAAAGGACCCAAAUUCUGUCCAGCUACAAAAGGAAAUUUUUUACAUAUAAAAUCAGACAUUCGGCAGUUCACACGUAAACUCAGAUUAAAAGAAAAAUUCUUUGAAUUACACAAUAACAAUAUUAGUAUAGUAAAAAUAAAUCGAAAUGUAAUAUUAAAACAACUCUACCUGAACUUGAUGAAAUAAUUUCAAGAAUUGAGCAAGUAAAUCCAAUAAAAAUUCAAUCAGUUGACAACAUUUCAAUACAAGAAAGGAUUGCUUUAAAAGAACUCAAAGAAAUGAAAGAUAUUGUUAUUAAAAAAGCAGAUAAAGGUAACACCUUAGUUAUAAUGGAUUCAACCUAUUAUAAAGACAAACUAGUUAAUCAAGAUCACCUAUUUUCUUUAACAACAUAUGAAAAAACUAAUAUUGACUCUGAAAAAAAAGUUUUUUAAAAUCUUUCAAAAAUGAUUGCAAAACAUAAAUGUUUAACACAAAACGAAAUUGAUUAUAUUACAAAUUUUGAAUGGAAAUCUAGUACUUUUUAUGUAAUCCCUAAAAUUCAUAAAUGCAAUGAAAUUAUUAAAAAGGUUCAAGAAUCUAGCUCUCUAUUUAUCGAAAUGAAACCACCAAAAGAUUUAAAAGGUCGGCCCAUUAUUGCUGGUAUAGAUUCACCAACAUCGCAUCUAAGCCAACUUCUUCACAUAAUCCUAUCUCCUAUUGUAAAGAAACAAAAGACUUUUGUAAAAGAUGACUGGAAUUUUUUAAGAAAAAUUCCUAGAAUAAUGGAUUCAGAUAGUGUUAUAUUAACUUGUGACAUUGUAAAUCUCUACACAAGCAUUCCACAUGAUCUUGGUUUACAAGCAUUAAAAUUUUGGGUUGAAAAACAUAAAAAUCUAAUAGCCGAAAGAUUUACCACUGAUUUUAUCAUAGAUUCAGCUUCUUUCAUUCUUAAAAAUAAUAAUUUCUACUUUGACAAUCAAUUGUUUCGCCAGAUUACAGCAACAGCCAUGGGCACAGAUUUUGCACCAGACUAUGCUUGUCUUACAAUUGGUUUUUUAGAAGAAACAAUGCUUUUUCCGAAAAUUUUACCAAAAUAUUUUUCAAAAGAAGAAGUUAAAAUUAUUAAACAGUUUUAUUUUAGAUAUGUUGAUGAUGGUUUUAACAUAUUACCAAAGUAUAUAGAUAUUGCUAAGUUCCAAAUGUCCCUUACAGAACUACAUGAUUCAAUAAAAUUUACAAUAGAUUUUGGCAUCGAAUUCGAAGCAAACGAAAAAGUAUAUAACACAGUUAAUUUUUUAGACAUUUCGGUUAUCCUUGAAAACAACAAAUACAUUAAAACGGAUAUUUUUUACAAAGAAAAAACACUCAUGACUAUUUAAACUUUAACAGUCAUCAUCCGUAUCACAUAAAAAAGAACAUACCUUAUAACCUAGCUAAAAGAAUAAUCGUUUUUACGUCUAACGGAACUUAAAAUAUGGUUAAAAGAGUGUCAUUACCCUGAUAAUGUAAUAGAAAAAGCAUUUCAUAAUGCAAAGUUACAAGGGCCAGUGCCAAUGAAACAAUCAAAAGAAGUCUUUCCUUUGGUGACUACCUUCUAUAGUAAUUUAAACUGUCAACCAAUUUUAACUGAAGCUAACCUUUUACUUAGUUUAUCUGAUAAUGAAAGAUUAAAAAAAGUUUUUUCAAAUAUUCAACCAGUAAUAGCAUACAAACAACCACCAAACUUACUUAGACAAAUUACGUGCUCAAAAUUUCACUCAACAUCAUCUGUCAAAAAAAUGGGAUUAUUCAAAUGCAAAAACAGUCGAUGUAAAAUCUGCUGAUUAUAUUUACAAGAAGUAGAUAAAUUUGAGACAUCCAAUGGAACAAUUUGGAACAUUAAAAGUCACGUUACAUGUAAUAGUAAAAAUAUCAUUUAUUAUCUAAAAUGCUUAUCAUGUAAUGGACUAUCUACUUAUACUGGAAAAACAAACAAUUUAAGAAACCGCACAAAUGGACAUAUUUCCAGUUGCAAAACUGGCAAUUCAACAGAUAGAUUCGACAAUCAUGUAUAUGAUUGCAAGAAAGUACACAAAACAACUACGGAGCCAUUUUUUCAGCUUUAUGUUUUUCUCGAAUUAAAAAAUGAAAAUAAUUUAUUGACCUAUAGAAAUUAUCUGCAUAAACAAAAACAUGACACCUUCAACUAAUACUUCCUUUUAUAAUAACAUAACAAUGGUAACUCAUAGUUACAAAAACUGCUAUUGAAUGCUUCUAUUAUAUAACUUUUUACAUAAAUCAAAAUCAUGAUAAUUACAUUUGCAAUAGUACUACUGAUGAUCAAUACUGAAAGGCCUCUACUACUAUUUAAUAUUUUCUUAGUAGUAUUUUAAUAUAAAAAAUUGAUUUAUUUUUUGAAUAUUGUUGUUUUGCUUGGCUUCUUUUUCCUUCAUAUUGUUUUAAAUAAAUU